Molecule: messenger RNA, 1124 nt
Organism: Xylona heveae TC161
Lineage: Eukaryota; Fungi; Ascomycota; Xylonomycetes; Xylonales; Xylonaceae
Product: putative aconitate hydratase
Exons: 1
Coding region: 92-781 (229 amino acids)
Cellular component (GO): mitochondrial large ribosomal subunit; ribosome
Molecular function (GO): structural constituent of ribosome
Source: RefSeq, a predicted model, not a curated record
AUCAACACCACGCACCGAGUCGAUUCAAUCAUCCUCUCCUCACUCCUCACAACAUCAGAGAGCAGGUGAGGCUAGAGCCAGCCUACCGAGAAUGCUCUCUCGCACAAUUAAACGGUCUGCCUUGGAAGGCCGAUGGCUUUCGGCGCCGUCAUCUGUUCUUCCUCCAGUCUUUCUCUUCCCUCAGCGCGCACGGCUGUUCAACUCUACCAGCUCAAUUGUCGACGAGAAUACUGUCCCGGAACCACUAAAGCGCAGCGGAAUUUCGACCUCGGACGCAAAGAAUACUGUGCCUCACACCCAAAAAGACGGAGCAACCUCUGCUUCUUCUUCGCCUCCUCUGCCGACUCCUACUUCUCAUAAUCCUUCGGUUCCGACAACACCAAUUGCAGAUUCUGUUCGGGAACUUCUUCCUCUACUCUCAGCACAAACUUCGCAUUAUGCCACCGUGCAUAUCCACGCUCGCCCUUACCUUAUCACGGCCGGAGACACCCUCCGAUUGCCGUUCCUCAUGAAGGGCGUUCAGCCCGGCGACGUGUUGCGCCUGAACAGGGCGACAAAUAUUGGCAGCAGAGAUUAUACUCUCCAGGGUGCGCCAUACAUUGAUGAGAGAUUGUUCGAAUGCCGCGCGCGAGUUGUCGGUACCGAAUCUGAACCCUUGCGCAUCAAAGAGAAGACAAAACGCAGACAGAGAAGGGUCAAGACUGUUAAGAGCAAGCAUCGAUUUACCAUUUUGAAGAUCAGCGAUCUUAAUGUGAAAACAGUGGAGGAGAUUGAGGGCUAAACCAGUAUGUAUUUUUCUGCGGAGGGUUAGAUGUCUAUCAGUGGACCGCACAAGAGAAGCCGUGCAGCUCCCUUCAUUUUGAAGGCUUCAAUCCGAAAGAGAAAAGCACGAAAUUCUGCCUUUGUAUAAGAUCCAGAUUUGGUGGAUACGGUUGUCUUAAGAAGCUACAUCAUGCGAGUCUGGAGGAGGAUAAGGCACUUUAUCCCAAAAACUUAGUGCUGCGGGGAUACCAUGAUCAUACCGAUGUAUCAUUACUUGCAUUCUAUGUAUUCUAAUAUUUCAAGUUUGAAAAAUUUGCAGAGAGAUUCAUAUUUUAGAACACUUUCUAACAUGGAGCGUUAUC